AUGAGAACGAGGGAUAUCCCGCUGGUCGUGCUUUACGCGUCUCUGACGGCGACGGGAGCGAUUCUGGCCCUCGCCGAGUAUACCUCGAUAAUACGGACGACGGGCGGGCCCUUGCGCGGCGAAAUUUUGAGGACGGCUCGCAAGUCUCAGGAGUACGCGUCUUUCAAGGGGAUCCCCUACGCCGAGCCGCCGCUCGGACAUUUGAGAUUCAAACCUCCAGUGGAAAAGAGGAGCUGGACCGAUGUGCUGCUCGCGGUCAACGAGUCCGACGUCUGUCUCCAAAUAAGCAUGUGGAAUUUCAGCACUUUCGGCUCCGAAAAUUGUCUCUACAUGAGCGUCUUCACCCCGCAUACGCUAUUCGGGGACAAUGUCAAUCACUCGAAAGCCGUGAUGGUUUACAUCUACGGAGGUGCCUAUCAAACCGGCUACGCCAAUACCGAGCAGUACGGGCCGGACUAUUUAAUGGAAAAUGACGUGAUAAUGGUAUCGUUCAAUUAUCGUUUGGGAGCCUUAGGUUUUUUGAAUUUGAACCACGAAAACGCCACCGGCAAUGCGGCCCUCAAGGAUCAGAAUUUAGUCCUGCGCUGGGUGAAGAAAAACAUCGCAGCUUUUGGUGGCAAUCCCAAUAGAGUGACUCUCUUCGGCCACAGCAGCGGGGCUGUCUCCGUCGAUCUUCACGUGCUCUCGGAAAUGUCAGCUGGACUCUUCAGUAGAUCCAUAUCGAUGAGUGGCUCGCCCUUCUGUUUCUACUGGGGAUUCGAGAGCAACGCCGAGGCAGAGUUCCAAGCUCUGACAUUGGUGAAGAGUCUGGGUAUCGUCACGAGGAAUAAAAGUCGAAUGCUCGAGCGACUGUACGAUGUGCCGGCUAAAGAAAUACUGAAGAAUAUGCUGGCCCUGAAUUACUUGGGUUACCGGCCGACAGUCGAAAGGACAAAACCCGCGACCGGUGAGAGAUUCUUGAAGCGUUGCCCACUCGACUAUUAUUUAUCCGGCAAAUAUAACAGAAUGCCUCAUAUUAUGGGUCUUACCUCCUUGGAAAUGAUAAGUUAUCCUAGAGGUAUUAUAUUUUUUCUGCUGAAAAACCUUUUGAAAAACACCUUGAACAUAACUUUCGGCAUUGAGAGCAACAUCUUCAAAGACAUUGAAAAACUCAGCAAGGAAAGAGUCUCGGAGAGGCCGAGGAAAAUAUUCAAUGAAUUGCUGACAAUAACCUCGGAAUACAUCUACGAUAUUGGCAUCGAUACGAAGCAGCGAUUAAUGGCUAAGAGGAACGGCUACCCGAUUUAUUAUUACAAAUUUAUUCAAAGCUCGGGUAUAUUUCAACGAGGAAACAAUAUUUUUAAUCUCACUGGUGUAGGGCAUGCAGAAGAUUUACCCUUUUUGUUCCACAUUCCGGUGGCUGAACUUGCCUUCAACGAUUCCAACACAAAUGCCAUGAUCGACCGAUUCACAAGACUCAUAACGAAUUUCGCCAAAUACGACAAUCCCACACCGCCGUCUGCCGAGCCGGCCGAUAUUCCCUGGCCCGAUUCCGGCCCCCAGGGCAAACACAUGGUACUGAGCCCGAAUCCGAAAAUCGUAGCUGCCAGACCGCUGAGUAAACGAGCCGCCGCGCUUGAGAAAUUAUUGCGCGCUCGCUACGGGACCGCUUUUCUCAACGGCUGCAAGACGUGA
Molecule: messenger RNA, 1674 nt
Organism: Trichogramma pretiosum
Lineage: Eukaryota; Metazoa; Arthropoda; Insecta; Hymenoptera; Trichogrammatidae
Product: cholinesterase 2-like
Exons: 10
Coding region: 1-1674 (557 amino acids)
Source: RefSeq, a predicted model, not a curated record